Molecule: messenger RNA, 5841 nt
Organism: Meira miltonrushii
Lineage: Eukaryota; Fungi; Basidiomycota; Exobasidiomycetes; Exobasidiales; Brachybasidiaceae
Exons: 1
Coding region: 273-5726 (1817 amino acids)
Molecular function (GO): GTPase activator activity
Source: RefSeq, a predicted model, not a curated record
CGUUUAUUGGAUUCCAUAGGAACGAGCAAAGGGUCCUCUUUUAGCAUUUUAAGCAUAUCACCAUUCGGAGAAAAGAGAGAGAGAAAAAGUGCGGGGACGAUUUCAUUGCAAAACGCUAAUAGGCAGGAAUGCAUACCUAUCAACCUUAACACAUCCAAGAGAUAAAGCCCUUUUGGGAGAGGUUCGUGCUCCUUUAUCAACUCUGAAAACGAUCAUCUAAUCUAUACUUCCAUCAUCAACCCGUCAUCAUCACACAACACAAACAGCCGAUCAUGGCCACCAGUUCGUCUUCCAACACGCUAUACGAACACGUUCAAUCAGCUGGUGGUAAUCAUAUCCUGCUAAACGAUCCAUCACAACUAUCAAUCCUUGGCAUUCGAAUCGCAGCACAAUGCACUUUUGAAGAAUUACAAAGAUCACGAAAGAUAAGUUCAACGCCUCGUGCACGAUCCAGCAUCGAUCAUGCCAAUCAAUCAACCUCUUCCCGAUCAAGGACAACAUCACAAGCUAAACGAGAAGAUGAAGCAUCUUCAACAAUCUCCGGCAUCACUGCCUCAAGUUCAUCAAAGACAAAUACUGCUUGUCCACCUUCCUCUUUCAGAGAUCCGAUGGCUGGAAAAGAGCAAGUCAAAUCAAGAAGGCCAAGAUCUGUUGAAAUUGGAGCGAAAGCAAAAGGCGCAAUGAUUGAUCUUGGAAGGAAAGGGUUGUAUGGCUUGCGUAACUUGAGCAGAUCUGAUGUUUCUCAAACACGAGAUCAACAUCAAAUGGUCAUCGCACCAUCUAUGAAUGAUACAGACGAUUUGAUCGCUAUCAGUACUUCAAAUGGAUCCAUUGCGGGCGAACAACGUAGAGCAUCAAGUCAUUCUAUUGUCGAAUCAACCACGUCCAAAUCACAAAGUAUAUGCUCAAAUUCACAACCUUUUCCUUCGAUGGACAAUACUGAACAAGAAACGAUUCGAGCUGCUGCUACAAGUGUACGUAGUAUCCUUCGUGUUCGACGUACAUAUCGCCUUCGUCCUUGCAGUAUGACUUAUGGAAGAGAAUCACCCGCUUCAAGUCAAACCGUACCGAUAAGCAUCAUCAAUCGGGUCGAAGCAAGGAGUGCAUCGAUCGGUGGAGAAGACAGUGGCUGGGAAAGGCUAGAAAGUGCACCAACAGAAUAUAUGGGAGAUGCAGAACAAGAGUUUUCCAACGAAGGCAGAGCAGGUCAUUUUCACACUAUCGAAUCACGAAACACAUCUGAAAAUCAAGACGUAAGCGGCGAUUACGAUUACACGCAGGAUAGUUGGGUGAAUGAUUCAACGAUGGAAUCAGCAGGUGAAAUGAAUAAGUUGCUAUUGAAAGUUGUUAGUCCGAUAGAAACGUUUGCACGUAUUGCAGGAGCAGAACGUAUGGCAUUUGGCUGGAAAGAUGAAGUUAUAUUGAAAAUUCGAUUGCAAAUCAAAUUACACAGCCCCAGCAACAGUAUGACACCACUUUCGCCCUCUUUAUCCAAUCGUGCCAUACCUGCGGGACCACGAAGACCACGGUCUAGUUCACUUACAAGCGAAAGUACUGCAGAAAAACAAGUUAUUUUUCUUUCUUGCAAUUCUGCUCAGAAGUUAUGUGAAGCUAUUGAAUCAUCGCGGAUCCGUCAAAAUGGAUUAAACGGACCGCUUUCUUCGCAAUCAUCGGCAAAGUUGGAAGGUAUUGAUUGGGUGCCCGUUCAGAAAUCCACAACUUCAAAACCAACGGAUUUCGAAUGGAGUUGGAAAGAUACAGCAAAUGGACAAGAAGUCAAAAUACAAGAAUCAGGCGAAAAUGCAGUCAAGUGUGCUUGUGCUUUUGUUGUUUUGGAUAAAAUACAGUCAACCGUUCAACCUCUUGCAUUCUUUCAAUUUCUCAUUGGCAGAUCUGCAUAUUCAAUUGAUAGAAGCACUCAGCAGAAACCGACGUUUGUCUGGAUGGACAUUCCGCAAAAGGACCCGAGCAGCGAAAAAGCACAACAAGAGGAAUUAUUGUUUAAUGGACAAGCGAUCGGAUUGGGUCUUGAAGGAGUAGAUCCAAAACUUACUGCUCGCUCUCCAAGACCAAGUGCAACUCGAUCUCGUACCAAUUCUGAAUCUGUUGAUGAAGGUCAAAUGAAGCUCAAGGCUAGACUUUCGCGUUCCUCGCUACUUGCGACAAAGAAUGCUGCCGUUCAUGCUCCUCAACAGUUGAAUCCAUCCGAGCAGUUGUUCGCAAGUCCAGGUGUACCCUUGAAUACAUCAAAAGCUUUGAUUCAAUUCUCUUCGUCUGAUCUCAAUCAUGUAGAGCUUGGACUGGCCGAUGUAGAAAGUGACUCUCCAAUCUUCCGGGCUGCUAUACAAAAUAUUGAAAGACGAACAACCAACUUGAAACGGGUUGCAAAAGGUAUGCUCAAAGCUGCAAAUGAUGUUUCUCAAGCCACUGAAGAAUUACAAGUGACAGAAGUACGACUCGAUCAUACAUUUGAAGAUAUGGCAGCAUUGAUGCCUGCAACUUUUGGUCGUUUAUCGAGUGAUUGGCUUUUCCGAUCUCGUGAAGCAGAACGUGAGAAACGAGAACAAACGAUUGCUAUGAUGGAGAUGCAUGUGAUUGCACCUAUGCGUGCAGUUGUGGAUAUGUGCAGAGAGUUGGUCGGACAGCUUAAAGCGUUUGACACUGAAAGCAAAACAUAUUACUCAGCAACACAAAAAUGGUUAUCGAGCAAAUCUUCCAAUCAAGUCAAUACUCAGCCAGUCUUAAACGAGUAUUCACCGGAGGCCAUCGGAUUUGAUAAAGCGAUGAUCAAACAAGAAAAGCUUGACGAGAAGCAAAAGUGGCGUCAAUUACGUUUUGAUCUUUCCAGAUUUGAAAUGUAUAGAAGUAUUUGUACACUUCAUGAAGGUGAAGCAGAAAUUCUCGUCGCAAGUCAUAUGCUCUCACUUUGCAGAUGGCAAUGCAAAGAUUUCUCUGCUGAGAAUGUUUUUCGUAACUUUGAUUCUACUGCACAAACGGUUAUGAUCAACGUCAAAGCCAAAGCAGAUGCAGCACUAGAAAGAUGCUUGGAUCUUGAUCGCAGAAUUGCCGAACAUCAACGUGUUAUGCUCAGUCGAGAGGGCGAAGGACAAAUGGGCAUUGAACCUUCACCGAUACCCGAUAUUCCAUCGGAUAAUCAACUUGGAAUCAACUCACGUCAAACAGGUCACAAGUUGAAAAAUCUGUUGACAUCCAUUGGUGUGGGACACUUGACCUCACCCUCACCUCACAAUCAAUCAUCUUCAGUUCGUCAACCGUUUUCAUGUCCUAUACCUCCUGCUAGCAAUUUCGAAACAACCGAAAACGAUUCUCCAUCCAAGCAAUCACGACAACAAAGCACUUUGGAAAGCAAGAGUCCGAUGGGUAGUAUAGCUUCACCAGUGCUUCCUUCAUCAGGCAAUAAAUGGCAAGCACGUUUACGAUCUUUCUCUUUCUCCAAAUCGCCUACUAUGCACGAUUCAGAACGUCGCUUAUUCGUUGAGGGUAAUCACCUUGUUCAAAGUCCAGUGGCGCAUGAAAAGGUUGUCAUACCUGAUGUGAAUAUUGUCACAGCUGAAACAAUGAUGGGGGAUGCAUCCCCACGCAGAAGUAUUUCCAUGUCGGGAAGCAGACAAAGUCCCAAUAAAAGGCCGAUCACGUUGGAUUUGAGCACAGUAGGAUCUAGUCAAGCACUUGUUUCACCCAAAACAAAAAGACCGUCUGCCAAUGGCCAAGCAAAUGUGACAUUCUCUGUUCCGAGUCCAAGAAAUACGGAGCAAUAUGCAAAAUCACCCGCUUUUGAUUCAAAAGCCUUCUUGAGUGCUCCUACCUCACAACCACAGAGAAAGAAGGAAGGUAUCCUUUGGGCAAUGACAAAGCCAAUCCAGGGAAUGGGAGGUUCAGAUGCGCCUAAAUCGGUUUCACGAUCGCAAAAUUGGCGUGAAUGUUGGGUUGUCUUAUCUGGAUCGGGACAUCUGGGAGAAUUUGCACAUUGGAAAGAUGCAAAAGCAAUGACUCUUGAACCUUCUCAACCUUUGAUCGAUUUACGCUUUGCAACCGUACGUGAAGCAAGAGGUGUGGAGAGAAGAUUCACAUUUGAAGUGAUCACACGGGAAAAUAGAAGAUUCUUCCAAGCUUCCAAUGAUGAAGAUAUGCGAGGUUGGAUUGGCGCAAUCAGCUUUGCAAUCGAAUCUUUGAUCAAUGGAACUAGCUCUAUUCGUCAGAUCGAUAAAGUUGCACGUCAUUCUGCUGCUCAGGCUAUCGAUUCGUUUGGCAUGUCAACAGAUAGUACAUCUGCUGCAGAAUUUGGAGAUGGAAUGAGACAUGUGUUUGAUAAUGCAUUAACUCCUUUUGCCGUCAAUGGGAUUGGGGCACACAAGUCAUUCAGUCAAAGCUUGACAGAUUUAAGCUCUGCUGCUAGUGGAAGGUUAUUCAAUCGAUAUGGACACAGCAGCAAUAAUGGCACUUCCACGCACCGUGAUGAGGUUUCCAAAGCGAAACGUGAUAGUAAAAAUAUGCACGCAUUUGGAUCGCGGGGUCAUCUGCUGGCUCUAUCGGAAGGAGAUCACGCAGGCUCUUCCUCCAAUGAAGGCAACGAAUAUACUGACUCCAAAGAAGGUUUACCUUUCACACCUUCCAAAAAUGAUCGUCAUUCACGCGGAAUUUCCAACAAUACUCCCGUUUCUGGCUACAUGGCCGGCGUACUCGGACAUAGCUCCCAUCUAAACGUUGGUUCCACUGAUGAUGGUAGAUCCCUUUCGUCUUCAUCUUUGAACGUCAAUACCGAAUUUGAUAAACGGAUUGAAGCAAUGAUUCAUAGCAGCUACGGUGCAGAAUCUUCAUCUUCAGCAAAUAGCGGAUCUGGCUUCCACAGCCGAGCACAUUCAUCCAAUCGCGAUUCUAACGGUCUGACGAUGUCUUCUUCUGCUGCAUCUCGUAAUCCAUCCUCAAUUGGUCCGGGUUCGGCAGAUGAAGAAGGUCGAUUGAUGAACAAACAAGGUUCUGAUGAAGGAUCGAAUAAGUUUGCAAGAGCACGAGAAAUCCUUGCGAUUGCAUCUUUGCCUCAAAAUAAACAAUGCGCUGAUUGUCGUAAACCUGAUCCAAGAUGGGCAAGUUGGAAUUUGAACGGGAUGCCUUGUUGCAUCUUCAUUUGUAUAGAAUGUUCAGGCAUUCAUCGUGGCUUAGGCGUAAGUGUGAGUAAAGUACGUAGCGUUGAUUUGGAUGAUUGGAACGAACAACAACUCAAAGCAGCUCGAAUUUGGGGCAACGAGCGUGCAAAUGCAAUCUACGAAGCAAAUAAGCCACUCGCUUGUACAGUUGCUUCAAUGGGAGAUGUUCGAUCCAAAGCAUUCUGGACGACAAAAUACGUAGAACAAGCUUGGUUUUCGCUGCAUCCUACAAGUCAUAAUGACUCAAAUCAAACAAUCAUGGCAUCAUCCGAGACAGAAGAAGAAGACAUGAAGCACGGUGAUCUAACAACUUCACAAAGCUGGUCAACUCAAAGAGAAGAACCUUUACCCUGGCAAAGCUAUGAGAAUCGGCAACGAAAAUCAAGUAAAACAGCAGAAAAAUCCAAAACAAUGAUCUUGCCUAGCAGUUCUUCUGAGCGAGUCUUACAACAAUCAUCAGCACAUAAUCGAUUACGAACUUCCCUUCCACCUUCUUCUGACGCCAUCAAUUCUACCAUGCAAUCAAACUCUGCUGUACCUUUGCCAAGGAUUUCAGCUUAAUUGUCUUUAUUAGGUGUGCAUUCUACUUUUUGUAUCAUUAAUUCUCCCAGAUAUGUAUAGCAACGAAGGCGUGUAUUUUAUGCCAUCGAUCUUGUACUUAGCAAUGCAUACCCUU